This is a messenger RNA of Phoenix dactylifera (date palm), 1555 nucleotides long. The record is from RefSeq and is a predicted model, not a curated record. Lineage: Eukaryota; Viridiplantae; Streptophyta; Magnoliopsida; Arecales; Arecaceae.
CCUGGUGUCUACGUAUUGUUGCACAUUUGCGGCGUAUGGGAGUAUUCAGUGAAUCUGAAUUGCGUUUACAGUUCUUAAGAUGCAGAGAGGCGUGGCUUUCAGGCAUUCUUGACGACUUGGACCGGAGGAAUGUUUAUGAAUAUUUGAAAGGAAUGGUAAAUUGCCACAGGAUGAAUCUGUUUGAUGUUGUUAAUCAAUACAGAGCAAUAUUCAACAAUGAUAAAUCUGGGAGCGAGGAGAAUUAUGAUGGUGGACUUCUUUUUAGUUGGGCUAUGCAUCAAAUUAAAAAUCACCUUUGCACUCUGGAGGUUAUGCUUCCCAAGAUCACUGAUGGUGGAUCACUGUCAAAUAUACUUGAUCAGUGCAUGUAUUGUGCGAUGGGUCUUGGCUUGGUUGGAUUGGAUUUUCGAGGCUUGCUUCCACUACUUUUUGAAGAUGCAGUUGUUAACUUAUUCUCAAAGAAUAUGAACAUAGCAGUUGAAAAUUUUCAGAUUGUCCUAGAUUCACAUCGCUGGGUUCCCUUGCCAUCUGUUGGCUUUGCAACCAAUGGAGUGAUUAAUGAAAGCCAUGAUGAUGUGACUCCACCUUCUGUUCUAAUGGAGCAUCCUCCUAUUGCUGUGUUUGUUAAUGGUAUUUCAGCAGCUAUGAAUGAAUUACGGCCUUGUGCCCCGUUGAGUCUAAAGCAUGUUCUGGCUCAGGAGGUUGUCAAGGGACUACAGGCUGUUUCUGACUCUCUAGUUAGAUAUAAUGCUAUUCGGGUGCUCCGUGGGAAUGAAUCUACUCUUUUCCGUUCACUCUGUCAAGCAUUCAUCGAGGUUGCCUAUCCUUAUUGUGCAACUUGCUUCGGUCGCUGCUAUCCUAAUGGAGCAACCUUGAUCAUAGAAUGUAGGAGUAUGUUUGAUGGCGUCAGCCAACUGUUGACGACCUCCCCUGUUAAAGCACUUAAAAACUCUGUAGAUAAUGCAGAAGUGAAGCAAACAACUGAAAAUGGUGGUGCUUUGGUGGUUGAAAAUGGAAGUCCAGCCGAUGGGCAAGACUCUACUGUUGCUAAUACAGAUCAAAAUGACACAGGGCCAGUGCAGGCAGAAACGCAAAGCAGUGUAUAGUUGCUCCUGCUUGAUCUGCUAAUAUCUGCAUAGAGCUGUAUGAGUUUUCGAUCAUGUUCUUCUGCCUGUGUUUCCCUUUGCAUUGGAUUCUUCAAAGCGGAUUGAGCUAUACUAUCAGAGAUUAAUGUGGCUUUUUCGCUGAAGUCAGCAUGAUAGAUAUCGACAGGGUGAGUGCUAUCUAGUCAGGUCAGCAUUAUGAUUCUGUCCUUCAGAGUUUGAUUAUCGAUGCACUGCUUCCACAGACUCGCCAUCACAUUAGUCAUGGAUUAUACAGGCUUCUUUUUUGGUUAUCAAUUAGUUAUUUAUUCAGAUAUAAUUGCUAGCUUUGUAUGGCAUACUCAAGCAGUGCAUUGUGAUCUUAUUUGAUAGCAAUGUAUAAUUUCCGAAUGACACAUCAAAUGAAAUUCCAAGUGCAUCAUCAAAGAAGUUCUCUGUUGAUUUUUUGAUUA